GCCUUUCAUUAACAUCAAAGUUUCAACCACAGCUGAAAAGAGAGCAGAUCGACCAAAGUGGAGUACUGCGAAGAGAGAGAAAGAGCGACAGCAACAAUGGGGGGAGGGAUGGAGACAAACAAGAACAGGUUCAUAGAGGAGUGGGGUGCGGCGCGUGAGAAUCUAGAGCACAAUUUCAGGUGGACCCGACGUAACUUGGCUCUCGUCGGCCUCUUUGGCAUCGCUCUCCCCGUCUUCAUUUACAAGGGCAUCGUCAAAGAAUUCCAUAUGCAAGAUGAAGAUGCGGGCAGGCCAUAUAGGAAAUUCAUGUGAGGUCUCUUCGAAAUUUCCUUUUAACAAUAAUUAUGAUGAAGUAAAACUGAGUGUGCCAUUUUCCGAAUUUUGUGAACUGCUUUCAUUUGCAGUUGUUUGUAUUCUGCGCAUUGCUUAGAAAGCUGAAUAUUGCAGGGUAUCACAAGUUUCUGUUUGAUAAUACUUGCUUCAAGUUAUUGUAACUGUAUCUCCACUCUGUGUGACUAGUUUUAAUUUUAUUCUUCUUGUACACUUCAAAUUGCACGACGGAAGCUGCACAAUGUGAUAGAUUCUUGUGUUACUCCAUAA
Messenger RNA from Pistacia vera, 600 nucleotides. RefSeq lists its product as uncharacterized. The transcript is spliced from 2 exons. Bases 97 to 312 code for a protein of 71 amino acids. The record is from RefSeq and is a predicted model, not a curated record. NCBI's taxonomy places the organism in Eukaryota, Viridiplantae, Streptophyta, Magnoliopsida, Sapindales, Anacardiaceae.